Alternaria arbusti is the source of this 855-nucleotide messenger RNA. RefSeq lists its product as uncharacterized. The record is from RefSeq and is a predicted model, not a curated record. Lineage: Eukaryota; Fungi; Ascomycota; Dothideomycetes; Pleosporales; Pleosporaceae. Bases 1 to 855 code for a protein of 284 amino acids. The transcript has 2 exons.
AUGCACAUCACACGCGAUCAAGCGAAACGCCUCAUGGAAGUCUGCACAACACUCGAAGACAUGAUUGAAAAACAAACCAAAGACAUAUAUUGCAUUCACGGCGCCUCGGAAUCGUACGCGUCGUCCACGUUGAGACGCAUCAAGAAACAACAAGAGGACAUCUUGAAGACGCUCGAGGAUCUCAUAUAUAGUUCCAAGGGCUACAAAGAUGACGCAGCUUGCGUGGAAGAGUUUUACGAUGCGCAUUGCAGUAUGAGGAGGAUAGAGAUGAGGGAUUGGAGGACUGCGGCGGAGAGGUAUUGGCCGUUGAUCGCGGGGCGGUAUGAACUCCUUUUGGAACUUGUUGCAAUUCUGAAGCGGGAGAUUGGGGAUGCGAUUAAAGACGAAAGAAUGUGGGCUGGAGAAACGGUCAAGCGGAACCAUCGCAUGGGUCUUGAGUGCGUGGAAUCGGCACUGAACCGCGGACCUCGAAGUAAGCCCACGCCUACAUCCGGGUACGUAUCGCUCAAGGACAAACACGUCACCUUCUCUGAAACAGUGUUCUGGCGAAAGUUCAAUAGCGCAGCCCCACCAGAGGAGCUAGACAGACUGGCCUCAAAUACAGGUCUUCACAAAGAAGAGUUUACCACGAGCCUGGCUAGAAGGGGGCGCAGGUCAACGAAGAGCUUUAAGAAGAGGAAAGUGGAGAACAAGGGGUGGGAUUCAAUGUUCAAGACGGAUUGGUGGAGUGUAGGGUUGGAGCCUUGGGGGCCGGCGAAAACUAAUGAGGAAGAGGCGACGGAGGAGGAUAUAGAGAGAUUGGAAAAAGAGAUGAAUAAAGAAAUAAGACAGCAGCUAGCGACACAACCAUGGUAG